Henningerozyma blattae CBS 6284 is the source of this 1071-nucleotide messenger RNA. RefSeq names its product elongation of very long chain fatty acids protein. NCBI's taxonomy places the organism in Eukaryota, Fungi, Ascomycota, Saccharomycetes, Saccharomycetales, Saccharomycetaceae. Gene Ontology annotation, molecular function: fatty acid elongase activity. Bases 1 to 1071 code for a protein of 356 amino acids. Gene Ontology annotation, biological process: fatty acid elongation, monounsaturated fatty acid; very long-chain fatty acid biosynthetic process; fatty acid elongation, saturated fatty acid. The transcript has a single exon. The record is from RefSeq and is a predicted model, not a curated record. Gene Ontology annotation, cellular component: endoplasmic reticulum membrane.
AUGGUUAAUACUACUACUUUUAAUGCCACACAGGUUGCUCCUGUUAUUAAGGAAACCGUCAAACAAAGUUUUGUAUUGAGGAAUUAUUAUCCAACAAUCGAACGUCCAUUCUUUAACAUCUCACUAUGGGAAAACUUCGAUUUUUUGGUAAUUAAACUAUCAAAUGGUAGAUUGGUUCCACAUGAAUUUGAAUUUAUACCUGGUAAACUACCUUUAAGUGAAUUACCACAAGUUUCAUUAGCUAUUCUAAGUUAUUAUAUUAUCAUAUUUGGAGGUAGGUUUCUUCUGAGAAAUACAAAACCAUUAAAAUUACAUGGAAUUUGUCAAUUACAUAAUCUUAUCCUAACAAUAGGUUCAUUCAUCUUAUUGGCCUUGAUGACUGAACAAUUGAUUCCAAUGAUUGCUGUCAAUGGUUUUUAUUAUGCUAUUUGUAAUAUCGGUGCUUGGACUCAACCUAUGGUAACCUUAUAUUACAUGAACUAUAUCUUUAAAUUUUACGAAUUCAUCGACACCGUCUUUUUAACUUUAAAACACAAAAAUUUGACAUUUUUACACACUUAUCAUCAUGGUGCCACUGCGCUCUUAUGUUACACUCAAUUAGUUGGUACAACAUCAAUCUCUUGGGUUCCAAUUACUUUGAAUUUGGGUGUUCAUUGUUUGAUGUACUGGUACUAUUUCUUAGCCUCAAGUGGUAUUAGAGUAUGGUGGAAAGAAUGGGUUACAAGAUUUCAAAUUUUACAAUUUAUCUUAGAUAUCAGUUUCAUUUAUUUUGCUGUUUAUCAAAAGAUAAUCCAUAUGUAUUUACCAUCUUUUCCACAUUGUGGUGAUUGUGUUGGUUCUACACCUGCCACUUUAGCUGGUUGUGCAAUCAUCUCCUCGUAUUUAUUUUUGUUUAUUGGAUUUUACAUUGAAGUUUACAAACAUAAAGGAACUAAGAAAAGUAGAGUUGUUAAUCGUGUUCGUGGUGGUGUUGCUGCUAAAGUCAACAAGUAUGUUAACGUUGACUUACAAAAAACACCAACUCCUUCUCCUUCCCACUCCCCAGAACCAAUUGAUAGAAAGAAAAAAUGA